GAGAGUUAUGGGAUCUUAUCUACGUCCAGCUAUCUUUGAGUUCGCCCUAAUAUCUUACGCUCCCUGACACGAUAAUCGAGGCGCCGCAUCGGUCUCCGUUUUCCGGCGCCGGUAGAGCGGUGGCUCACCGGCGUCGCCUCUGUCUCCGACUCUGCUCUCUUUUCUUUAUUUCUUCAUCGUUCUCCAGUCAUCUUUUGUUUCAAGUUCCAAGCUUCUUCGCGUCAGCUUCAAUGGCUUCACCGCAGAGACGACGGCGAGGUGACGUGCUCACCUACCUCGCCUGCCUCCUCCUCACCGCUCAAUCUGUCCCUCAUUCUUCCACUCUGUUCGCCGCCACUCUCUUCGUCAUCCUCGCAUACUACGCCAUCGCCACUCCUCCUUCCCGCUCCCCCAUCGUCGGAUCUCUUCUCGUCGUCACCAUUGGACCUAAUCUCGUCGUCUUGGCCCCUCCUACAACUCUCACCGUCGUCGCUCCUCCAUCUAGAGUGAAUGAAAGAACAAAAUCUGUUCAACCUGAAGGUAAUUUUACCGGAUCUGUUAACCUCUUCACUCCCGCCUCACCUCCAAGCUUCGCACUGUCUCAGCCGCUUCUGAGUCGUCUCUGUUACUCGCCGGAAAGAGCCGCUCUCAGACGUACGCUUCACACCCGCUUCUCCUCCAGCAUCUUCUCCUCAACUCCGCCUCAACCUGUAACUCCCCUGUCUCGCCAUUCUUCCUCGCCGGGCCGUGUCACCACCAGUCACCACCUCUUUCCAACCCUCGCUUUCUGCCUCGGUCUUUUCGUUACUGAUACACUCAACAUCGAGGCAGCCCCUUCUCGGCAAGGUUUCUAUGGAGCAAAACUACAUCGUUUAAACCUUCUUCUCUUAGUGACCACCGGAUCUAUUGUGCAAGAGUGUUGUUUCGCUGGAUUUUUUCAUGACUAUUUCACCACAGCGUCCCUAUCACAUUAUGUCGUCUCAAGCAUCGACGGUUCUUCACAAAGCCGGAUUUGUGCCCGUCUCAAUCUCCUCGUCGCUGACCUUAUUGUGCAAGAGUGUGGACUCGCCAGAUUUACAAGCUAUAUCACCGUUGCGCUUCCAUCACAAUACGCCGUCUCAAGCAUCGAUGGUUCUUCACAGAGUCAACUACGCGACUUAUCCGAUUCUUACUCACACAUGCUCAACAGAAACGAGUUCAUUGACAGUUUGCUCAAGUUUCUUCCGGUUAUAAGUUGGCCUAGACACGGUAAUGUCAAGGUCCAAGCUUCUGACCCGAUCAAACCGUAUGCUUCGUCACCAAACUCCAUUGUCCUAAGCGCUUCGAUAGUGAAGCUAGAGUUGGAGAUUCACCUAGUCUCUUGGGUAAGUAUUGUGGAUGUUAGAGCUGUUCAUCUGCUUUUCAUUGAUAAAUCCAGGCUUUCAAGGCCUUUUGAUACUACUUCGGUUGAGAAGGACUCUCCCGUAGCCCCUUUCCAAACUCUCAUGUUUGGGUUUAUCAACGUCGAUUCCGACAAUCUCAAGCUUGUUUUUUCAAGCGUUUUAGGAAAACAAGUGAAGAAUCAUCUCUACGGGUUCCUUCUCUUUGAGCAAGUCUCUUCCUUUAACAUGUCUAUCUUAUGUCGUUUUGUACUGCCUUUGUUCAUCCUACCGUCGAGAUUAGCUGCUCCGGUUGUUAUCAUCUUAUCAGUUCUACUUGUACUCGUUUAGCCUUUUGGCUUUUAAUAUAAGUU
This is a messenger RNA of Eruca vesicaria subsp. sativa (arugula), 1711 nucleotides long. The record is from the annotation of a GenBank genome assembly. NCBI's taxonomy places the organism in Eukaryota, Viridiplantae, Streptophyta, Magnoliopsida, Brassicales, Brassicaceae.